UUGUACUCUGACUCUCCCUGCUUCUUCUUCUUCUUCUCCUCCUUUUUCUUUUCUUGGCUCUCUCUUGGUCUCUUUCCUCUCUCUUAGCUUUUCCUGUUUAUUUUUUUUGGGCUGUCUGUUUGGAUAGAGAGAAAACGAGAGAAAAGCUUUUAACUACCGAAGAAGCGGAGAAAGUUGCAAUGGCGGUUUCCAAUAAAUGGGUUUUCGCUUGUUCAGCUGUUCUCUUUCUGUUUCUUGUUGGAGCAAUGGCCGCUGUACGGACCGACAACACUUCGAGCAAUGUUGAGACAGAGAAGUUGCAGAGCUCAAACAAUUCAACAAUGGCAGCAAGGUCAGAAGAGGCUGAGCCAUUGAAUGAGCAUGCGGUGCCUGACCCAGGGGCUGUGGCAGCCGAGGUUGAGACCAUGAUUGACAUGAAUAUUCGCAAUGUGACCGAAAGGAGGAAGUUGGGGUUCUUCUCAUGUGGAACUGGUAACCCCAUUGAUGAUUGCUGGCGCUGUGACCCCAACUGGCAAAAGAACAGGAAGAGACUUGCUGACUGUGGCAUUGGUUUUGGAAGGAAUGCAAUUGGUGGCCGUGAUGGACGCUUCUACGUUGUCACUGACCCUGGUGAUGAUGACCCUGUUAACCCCAGACCUGGGACCCUGCGUCAUGCUGUGAUCCAGGACCAGCCCCUUUGGAUUGUGUUCAAGAGGGACAUGGUUAUUCAAUUGAAGCAGGAGUUGAUCAUGAACAGCUUCAAGACCAUUGAUGGUCGUGGAGUGAAUGUCCAUAUUGCUAACGGGGCAUGUAUCACGAUCCAGUUUGUUACCAAUGUGAUUAUUCAUGGUCUUCAUAUUCAUGACUGUAAGCCUACUGGCAAUGCCAUGGUGAGAAGCUCACCUUCUCACUUUGGAUGGAGGACAAUGGCUGAUGGUGAUGGAAUUUCCAUCUUUGGUUCAAGCCACAUCUGGGUUGAUCACAAUUCUCUCUCUAAUUGUGCUGAUGGUCUUGUUGAUGCCGUCAUGGGCUCAACUGCCAUUACGAUCUCCAACAACCACCUCACCCACCACAAUGAGGUAAUGUUGCUGGGACACAGUGACUCUUACACAAGGGACAAGCAGAUGCAAGUGACCAUUGCCUACAACCACUUUGGAGAGGGACUUAUCCAGAGAAUGCCAAGGUGUAGGCAUGGGUACUUCCAUGUGGUGAACAAUGACUACACUCACUGGGAAAUGUAUGCUAUUGGUGGAAGUGCAAAUCCUACCAUCAACAGCCAGGGUAACAGAUAUGCAGCUCCAACAAACCCAUUUGCAAAGGAGGUCACCAAGAGAGUGGACACCGGUGAAAGCCAGUGGAAGAGCUGGAACUGGCGUUCAGAAGGAGACCUGCUGCUUAAUGGUGCCUACUUCACUCCAUCUGGUGCUGGAGCCUCAGCAAGCUAUGCAAGGGCCUCAAGCUUGGGAGCCAAGUCCUCUUCCAUGGUUGGAGCCAUGACUUCCAAUGCUGGUGCUCUUCCCUGCCGCAGAGGCAGGCAAUGCUAGUAUACCCCCUCAAUCAAAUUAUUAAAUUGGCUGAACAAACGGCCAUUUACGAUCUGUUUGAUUUUUCCUUCUGCCAUUAUUCUAAAAAUCUAAAUCACUACCUACCAAAUAUCCAUAUUCUAUCCAUUGUUUCGUUACCCAUCUACCUGCAUCAUCACAUAUUUUGACAAGUGUACAUUUUUUACACAUUGUCAUUAUAUUGUCCUACCCACUCCACUCAUUCUGGUUGUCAAUCUGUUAAUUUUCUCAACCUCGGCCUGUUUCAACUCAAGUAAAAAAAUCUGUCUAGGAGCAGGUGCGGAAGCGUUGUCCAUUUUUCUUAUCCCCUUCUAAAGUUUUCCGGUCUUCCUCAGCUUCACCCAAUUUCCCUCUUUAACCACCAUUUGGUCCAUCCUUCUGUUCCCCCAGCAUCGAUCUUGGUCUCUACAUACUCCUUUGUCUUUUGGGUUUAUAGGUCUGAAUGAUUUGGUGAUUUUUUUCUUCUUUCUUUUUUUAUUUUUAUCUUUAUUUUCAAUUGUCUAGUCAUACAAGCAACAGUAUGAAUGUCAAACUUCCGAGUUAUUGAAAGACUUUGUUACAGAUGAUGCAUAGUCAACAGCAGUGAUGUUUCUUUUUACCUUUUACUUUUCUCUGCUUUUUCUUUCUCAAUGGAAACAAACUUUCUUCU
Molecule: messenger RNA, 2190 nt
Organism: Theobroma cacao (cacao)
Lineage: Eukaryota; Viridiplantae; Streptophyta; Magnoliopsida; Malvales; Malvaceae
Product: putative pectate lyase 1
Molecular function (GO): pectate lyase activity
Source: RefSeq, a predicted model, not a curated record